AUGGCCUCUUCACCCCGCACGGUCCUGAUCUCCGGCUGCUCCUCGGGCAUCGGCCUGGAGCUGGCCGUGCAGCUGGCUCGUGACCCCAGGCAGCGCUACCACGUGGUUGCCACCAUGAGGGACCUGGGGAAGAAGGGGGCACUGGAGGAGGCUGCUGGGGACGCCUUGGGGAAGACGCUCACCGUGGCCUCCCUGGACGUGUGCAGCGACGAAUCAGUGGGCCAGUGUCUCAGCUGCAUCCCAGGAGGCGAUGUGGACGUCCUGGUGAACAAUGCUGGCCUGGGCCUGGUGGGGCCCAUAGAGGGACUCAGUGUGGCUACCAUGCAGAGUAUCUUUGACACCAACUUCUUCGGGGCCAUCCGUCUGGUCAAAGCUGUGCUUCCAAGCAUGAAGAGGAGGCGACGGGGCCACAUCGUGGUGGUUAGCAGUGUCAUGGGACUCCAGGGCGUCGUGUUCAACGAUGUCUACGCAGCCUCCAAGUUCGCCCUGGAGGGCUUCUUCGAGAGUUUGGCCAUCCAACUGCGACAGUUCAACAUCUAUGUGUCCCUGGUGGAGCCAGGCCCCGUGGUCACUGACUUCGAAGGGAAGCUCCUGGCACAGGUGUCCAGUGAGGAGUUCCCUGGCACCGACCCCGACACACUGCACUACUUCCGGGACGUCUACCUGCCGGCCUCCAGCCAGCUCUUUCGCUAUGUGGGGCAGAGCCCACGGGUCGUGGUCCGGGCCAUCGUCAAAGUCAUCGGUGCGUCCCGACCGCCCCUGCGGAGACAGACCAACAGCCGCUACAGCCCACUGAUGGUGCUCAAGACGGUGGCUCCCUCCGGCCAGCUGUACGUGACAGCCACCCACAGCCUCCUCUUCCGCUGGCCACGCCUGCUCAGCCUGGGCAUCCGGUGCCUGGCUUGUGGCUGCCUGCCCACGCGGGUGAGGCCACGAUGA
Molecule: messenger RNA, 939 nt
Organism: Ochotona princeps (American pika)
Lineage: Eukaryota; Metazoa; Chordata; Mammalia; Lagomorpha; Ochotonidae
Gene: RDH8
Product: retinol dehydrogenase 8
Exons: 6
Coding region: 1-939 (312 amino acids)
Biological process (GO): estrogen biosynthetic process
Cellular component (GO): cytoplasm
Molecular function (GO): estradiol 17-beta-dehydrogenase [NAD(P)+] activity
Source: RefSeq, a predicted model, not a curated record